UUACACUGUUAGCAAUUGGCUGCGGUUCUUCAGACCGGGAAUAUUUUGAAUGUAACUGGGUGUACGCGGUAAAGUUUGUUUUUGUUUGUCAAACCGACAAAACGUCGUUGGGUGACUAGCUUUUUGGCGUAUUAAAAUAUAGUUAGACGUACUCACUUGUUCUUCUUUAAUUCUUCAUGGAGCAAGAAGCACUGGAAUACCCAUCUGCUGGAAAGGGGAUGGCACACAUCGCAGUGGUAGAUUUGGAAAACUACGUUAAUGUUGAACUCGACAUGGAAAGGAACAGCGGAAUUUCUGGAGAGGGACAUGUAUCCGGUAUAAGUCAAGCUCUGUUUCAGAAUGAAGAGGAGAAUAAGGAUUAUGGAGAAGAGAGUGAUGAUCCUGCUGCUGCUGAUGAUGACAGUGGCACAGACUUCUUUAGCACCAAAAUGUCUGGGACUCAGCUGCAGAGAUGUGAGCGUCAUGGAGUGAUUUCAAGUCUUCCUGACACCUUCCAGACUAGCCACCUUCUCCUUUAUGAGAGAUUCAAGGCAUACCAAGACUAUAUGCUUGGUGAUUGUAAGCCCUCUGAGAUGAAGGCAUUCACAGCAGACUACCUGGAGAAGGUGAUGGAACCGUGUGAUUGGAUGGCUGUGUGGUCUACUAAUGUCUUUGAUGUUCUGGUGGAGGUGUGUGAUUUGGACUUUAAAGAUCUGAAGGCAUGUGUAAGGCUAGUGCUGCCUCUGCAAUGUGACACUAGAGGCUGUGAACUCACUGAGGAGGCUAUGAAGUCUCUGUUGGAGGCCACUCAUCACAAAGUCCCUAUGCAGGAGCUCCAGGUGGUCUACGAGCAGUCUGGACACUUUGAUCAGACCGCCCUUGCUCUUGAACACCUCAGGUUUUUCUAUAAACACAUCUGGAGGCAAUGGGAUGAGGAAGAUGAAGAUGAUGACUUUGAUUACUUUGUUCGUUGUGUGGAACCUCGUCUCAGACUCUACUAUGACAUCUUAGAGGACAGAGUUCCAGCAGGCCUGGUGGAAGAGUAUGAGUCCUUACUGGAAAAGUGCUCCCAGUGCUUCCAGCAGUUCUCAGUGCUACGCAGCAGCCUCAGCAGUGACUCAGACACAGAGCUGGACAACGUGUCCAUGGUGGAGGGCCUAAAGCUCUACGACCAGCUGGAGAUGUUAAAACGCAAGCUGUACAUAAUUGAGAACCCCCUGUUGAGGUAUGUGCUGGGCUACAAAGGGAAUGCCAGGCAGCAGUGUGUGCAGAGCCGUGGGCUUAGGGCAUCAGGUAUGAAGGUGGUCCAUGUGGUCACAGCCUCCUGCAGCACCAUCCAGCUCCAGUCCCUUCUCAGUGAUAGACUGUUACCUCUGUGCUCCUCUGAAGACACUGAGAUUCAGUUCCACAGAGACCCUAUAUCAGCAGUGGAUUCAUGCCAUCAUGGUGAUGUGGUCAUUGUUCUCCCAGGGAUCUACAGUGUCAGUAGCUCUAUCUUCCUACCAGAUUCUGUCACAAUAGAGGGUUUUGGGCUUCCUGAUGAGGUGGUGAUUGAGAAGAAAAACAAGGGCGACUCAUUUGUGGUGUCCACAGGAGCUGAUGUCAGACUGUCAAAUAUCAAGUUCAUUCAGCACGAUGCUUUUGAGGGCAUUCUGUGCGUGUGUCAGGGGAAUCUGUACAUGGAAAACUGUGUGCUGCAGUGUGAAACCACUGGAGUUAUUGUGAGAACAUCGGCCCAUCUCACCAUGAACAUGUGUGACUUGUAUGGCUCGAAGGGUGCUGGUGUGGAGAUUUACCCUGGCAGUGUUUGCGAUCUGAUUGGUAACGGCAUCCAUCACUGUAAAGACGGAAUUCUCAUCAAGGACUUUGUUGAUGAGCUCAAGGUGAUGCCAUCUAUCACCAUGGAGAACAAUGUGAUCCACAACAAUGAAGGCUACGGGCUGAUUGUAGUGAAACCCAGCAACAGGGACCGACACAGAGUUCCUCUGGACAAAAGUGAAGAAGACCCUGCUGGACCUAUAGCUGAACACAAACAGCAGGGAGGUGGUGCAGACUCUCUUCUCAUCUCUUCAACAUCAGCAUCAAGCUCCAGCAGCAGUUCAGCAGAUGUUCGGCCUGACUCAGCUGAGAACAUGGAGCGCAUGGAUGGUGGUGUAGCCUGCAUCUCAGACAGGAAUUGGAAGUUGAAUCAUCAGCUGAGCAAAAACAAGGAGACAUCCUGCAGCCGAGCAGUACAGGAUCUGAUGGAGCACCAGAUCUUCGUCUCUAUUCAGGGAAACCAGUUUAGACGCAAUGGCAUGGGCGAUUUUGGCACCUUUUUUUACUGACAGACGUCAACACUUUUCUGAUGAAAAACAAUUUCAGACUG
Molecule: messenger RNA, 2347 nt
Organism: Scatophagus argus
Lineage: Eukaryota; Metazoa; Chordata; Actinopteri; Scatophagidae
Gene: shcbp1
Product: SHC SH2-domain binding protein 1
Exons: 13
Coding region: 177-2306 (709 amino acids)
Biological process (GO): fibroblast growth factor receptor signaling pathway
Source: RefSeq, a predicted model, not a curated record